UGCGGAGGACGGUGAAAGCAGAGCCACGGGACGCUCCUUUGUAUUGUUGAAGUUUAGUCAAUAGAAAUUCCUAACGUGGUUAACAACAACUGUUUUUUUUCCAAAGAUUAAUGUCUAAACAUAGCAGCCAUAAUUUGUGUCUCCAGGGGGAACAAAUUAGGAUUGUUUUCAAGGAAUUCACAAGAAGAAACUUUUUAGCUUCCAGUUCCAAAUUGGCUUGUGAGCAUGCGCUUGGUGUGAAAAGCUCCAAAUUCAAAAGUGUUCUUCCUGCGGGUUUCAAGUAACGCCAAUAUCACGCUUAAUUAUGGUGGACAAGGGCCCAUUAUUGACAUCAGCAAUAAUCUUUUAUCUGUCAAUUGGGGCAGCAAUAUUUCAAGUUCUCGAGGAGCCGAACUGGAAGAGAGCGGUUAAAAACUACACGCAUGAAAAGGAUCAAUUACUCCAAAAGUACCCCUGUCUCAAGAUUGAAGACUUGGACAAGAUUUUGGAGGUGGUGUCCGAGGCUGCAGGGCAGGGCGUGACCAUCACGGGGAACAAGACCUUCAACAACUGGAACUGGCCCAAUGCCGUCAUCUUCGCCGCCACCGUCAUCACCACCAUAGGUUACGGGAACAUCGCCCCGAAGACGUCUUCCGGCCGGAUCUUCUGCAUCUUCUACGGCCUCUUCGGCGUGCCGCUCUGCUUCACCUGGAUCAGCGAACUGGGGAAGUUCUUCGGCGGACGGGCCAAGCACCUGGGCCUGUACCUGACCAAGAGAGGGGUCACCCUGAGGAAGGCCCAGUUCACCUGCACCGCCAUCUUCAUCCUGUGGGGGGUGCUGGUCCAUCUGGUGAUCCCGCCCUUCGUCUUCAUGUGCCAGGAGGGCUGGUCCUACAUCGACGGGCUCUACUUCUCCUUCGUCACCUUGACGACCAUCGGCUUCGGGGACAUGGUGGCGGGCGUUGACCCGGACGUGGACUACCCGACUCUCUACCGCUACUUUGUGGAGGUGUGGAUCUACCUGGGCCUGGCCUGGCUCUCCCUCUUCUUCAUGAAGGUGCGCAUGGUUGUGGAGGCGCACAAGGCCCUGAAGAAGAGGAGGAAGAGGAGGAAGCUCUCCCUGGACGAGCUGCGGCACUACAAGGAGGCCAACAAAAACUCGCUGCGGAUGCCCCCGUCCGCAAACGACGUCAACAUCUUCAGCUUCCUGUCCAAGAAGCAGGAGGGCUACAACGACCUCAUCAAGCAGAUCGGCGUCAAGAAGGAGCCGCCGUCCGGCAACGGGAGAGGAGGAGGAGGAGGAGGCCUGACGAAGGACCAGAUGCGCUCCAAGAGCUGUGGAGACACGGUCAGCAGCGACAACGCCAUCCUGAACCUGGACCGCUCGCCCCGGCAGAAACGGCGCUACAGCUUCAGCGACCGGAUGACCGUGGCCUUCUCCAAGUCCAAGAGCUACCUGAUGGGCCUGGAGGAGGGCAUGCUCCUGACGGAGACGCCCGGCGAGGCUGACCUGGAGGCCCAGGAGGGGGUGUACGAGAACCAGCUGGACAAGGACGAGGGCGAGGGCGAGGGCGGCCGCGCCUGGGACUCCAAGGACUACCAGUCGCUCAUCUUCCAGAACGCCAACAUCACCUUCAUCGACGAGGAGAACCUGCUGGACGACGACGGCCGGCCCAAGCUGUCCACGUCGGACGAGAACGGCGAGUCGUCGGAGACGGACUCCAAGGAGGAGCCGGGCUCCGAGUCGGAGAGCUCGGAGGGGACGGAGGGGUCGGUGUUCACCACGGACAGCUCGGACCGCUGCCACUCCUACGAGCAGCUGGUGGAGGAGUACACCAAGGAGGACAACACGGAGUCCUGAGACUCUUCGCCUCGCUGUGGGAGUCGCUCCUACGUUCCUUUCACGCACGCGAACCGGAGAGGAGGCGGACACACUCGACUAACGGCUGAAGAGGACUGAAAGUACUGGCUAACGGUUCGGCUACCGGCGGACCAGACUCCGGUCCGUGGUCCACGUUCUCGCGUGACGGCCACGAGCAGCCGUGACUGCCAUUUUGGCUGUUUUCUGUGCUUGUGGAACCACCGCGUUGUGACCGACAACACGACACUUACACGCGGACCGCUCUUGUGUCUUAACAAUCCCAACAGUUGCAUUUGUGUCGUCUUAUCACGUAUUGCAUCCGUGUUAUUGUAUUUAUUAGAAACGGAAGGUCUUAACGAGCCUGCCUCUAUGACUGUGAACUUUUGUAACGGAUCCAUUCACGUCGAAGAGAUCCUGCGUUCUCUGUUCGGCGGUGUUAAACGGACUUUUCACGGAGACUUGACAAUAUCUUCCAAAUGUGGAUUGCUUCUAGUUUCCCCAAAUCAUAUUCACCAUAUUGGUGCGUUGUUAUUGUUGAUUGUGUUAAUAUUACUGAGAAUGAAGGAGUGUCUUUUUCUGAUGACAUGUAGGCCUUGAUUUGAGUCCCCCCUCAUGACCAGUGUUUCUUCAACAAAAAGCAAA
Conger conger (European conger) is the source of this 2482-nucleotide messenger RNA. RefSeq names its product potassium channel, subfamily K, member 5a (gene kcnk5a). Gene Ontology annotation, molecular function: potassium ion leak channel activity. NCBI's taxonomy places the organism in Eukaryota, Metazoa, Chordata, Actinopteri, Anguilliformes, Congridae. Gene Ontology annotation, cellular component: membrane. The record is from RefSeq and is a predicted model, not a curated record. Gene Ontology annotation, biological process: stabilization of membrane potential; potassium ion transmembrane transport.